Messenger RNA from Amblyraja radiata (thorny skate), 1194 nucleotides. RefSeq names its product aldo-keto reductase family 1 member D1-like. Gene Ontology annotation, biological process: bile acid biosynthetic process. The transcript has 9 exons. The record is from RefSeq and is a predicted model, not a curated record. Gene Ontology annotation, molecular function: Delta4-3-oxosteroid 5beta-reductase activity. Lineage: Eukaryota; Metazoa; Chordata; Chondrichthyes; Rajiformes; Rajidae. The coding region runs from base 59 to 1051 and encodes 330 amino acids.
AACUCCCAGUUUUGUAUUGACAAUUAUUGUGAAUCAUGAACAAACUUCAGUUUCAGAAAUGUCAUUUGAGCGGAGCCCAACAGCAGAAAACCAUCGAAUCCCUUUAAAUGAUGGAAACAACAUUCCUCUUAUGGGACUGGGAACAUUCUCCAUGCCCAAAAUAACUCCCAAAAAUGCCUGUUACAAUGCAGUUAAAAUAGCCAUCGAUGUGGGUUACCGGCACUUUGAUGGUGCGUGGGUCUAUGGUAAUGAAGACGAGGUGGGAAGAGCCUUUCAGGAAAAGAUCGCUGAUGGGACUGUGAGUCGUGACGACAUCUAUUACUGUGGCAAGCUUUGGAACACAUACCACCCCCCGGAGAUGGUGCGCCCCACCCUGGAGAAAUCUCUGAAACUCAUGAAGUUUGAUUACAUUGAUCUGUACAUCAUUGAACUGCCGAUGGCCUUUAAGCCAGGUGAUGUGAUUUAUCCAAAAGAUGAAAAUGGGAAGUUUGUGUACCACCUGACUGAUCUGUGUGCCACCUGGGAGGCUCUGGAAGCGUGCAAAGAUGCCGGCCUGGUCAAGUCAAUAGGUGUGUCAAACUUCAAUCGCAGACAGCUGGAGCAAAUCCUGAACAAACCAGGGUUGAAAUAUAAACCAGCAGUUAAUCAGAUCGAAUGCCACCCAUACUUUACUCAGAUCAAGUUAAAGGAAUUUUGUGACCUCCAUGGCAUAGUCAUUGUGGGAUACAGCCCCCUGGGAACCUGCCGUGACUCUACCUGGGUGAACGUUAAGAUUCCCUCUUUGUUGGAUGAUCCAAUCAUAAACACCAUGGCAGCAAAGUACAAGAAAACAAGUGCUCAGGUGGCCCUGCGUUACCAGAUUCAACGCAAUAUUGUUGUCAUUCCAAAAAGUUUUAAUCCUGGGCGCAUCAAAGAGAAUUUUGAGAUUUUUGACUUUUGCUUGACGGAUGAAGAAAUGAAAAGAAUUUAUGCACUCAACAAAAAUGAACGAUAUGUGGAACUUUUAAUGUGGAGAGACCACCCAGAAUAUCCCUUCGAUGAUGAAUACUAGACCAGAGUCCAGUGUCCAGCGAGGGAGGUGCAUGAAUGCACAAUUAAAGCUGGUCCUGAAUGGAGGAAUGUGGACUUAAUCUGUCUAUGCAAACCGAAACAUACUUUCAAGUCCAAUACAUGCAAAUAAAAAAGGAAAUGUUA